Molecule: messenger RNA, 627 nt
Organism: Canariomyces notabilis
Lineage: Eukaryota; Fungi; Ascomycota; Sordariomycetes; Sordariales; Chaetomiaceae
Exons: 2
Coding region: 96-542 (148 amino acids)
Source: RefSeq, a predicted model, not a curated record
CCAUACUAACUCACCUCCUCUUCAAGGUGUGCACAGUGAACCUCGUCGUCGACAAUCAGACCGACUUUACACUCUACCCCUUUACCCCGACAAGCAUGGCAACCUGGUAUGGCAGGAUUAAGACCAACCCCGGCAUCGUCAAGCCCCAUACCAGCAACACACAAGCUGGUGAAUUCGCGUCCAGGGAAAACACCGCGACGGGAACUACCGGCGUGACGGUCUACACAGGGUUGGACCCCAAUAAGGUCUUGAUCCUGCUCAUCAUGAUGCCCUACGGCACAGGCACUACCAACAAGACCAAGGUUGCCUUUUACGACAAGUCCAACACCACUGUCAACCAGGACCUUGUCGAGCAUGUGUGGAACAAACGGUGUUGCCGGAGAGAAUGCCGAGUGGUCGUGGUCCGAGGAAGGAAAGACCCAUUCUGUUUAUGUUGCAUCCAAGAUUGGCCAGGGGAACAACGUCACGGCCACUUUCACAGUCACAUUGAAGAAGUAGAUGCGCCAGGAGCCGGAGCUUCCAGGAAGAACAACUCCCGGUGAGCGAAGAUGUCGUGGAGCUGGUUUGUGGUCCCGUGGCCAGGGGGAAGCUUUAGUACGCAGCUGCCUUGGCCUAGUACUUUAGGUU